GACUUAUUUUUCUAUUUGUAAUUUGGUCUUCCUCAGAUGUGGCCAUGUUGAAACAGUUGCAAACAGAAAAGCAAAAUGCGAAAAGCUAGCGUAUAGCUAGCAUUGCACAGCACAUGAAAGUUCUAGCAGAUUUCACUGGGAAGGACCUCUAGCGAUAAUUAUGCAAGUGUCCUCUGAAUCCGUUUGGAAUGCUUGUUUUAACGAGCAGAAAUUUGAAAGUUUGUUUUGUGUUAUGCUGCUUAUAAAGCAUUGCAAACAACGGGAGGAAUGAUUGGAUUUUCCGCUUGCCUGACGUAAGUUUUGUAUCGUGUGGUAGUGUUGUGAAAGAGGAAACAAUUGAAGGAAGUACUGUCAAGCGAGGACGAACCCCGGGGAGUAAUAUGUCAAUCAAUUUACGUCAGUAUAAAGAAGAUGACAAGUUGGCUCUGUCAGAACGGUUCACAUUUGCUAGUAUUCUAAAACUGUUUUGUGGCACAAGUUUACUGUAGUGGGGGUGGCCGCCGGCCAUGACUUGAGCGCAGCAUGGUGGAGCUCGGCGUGCGCGUGGUGCGCGGCCCGGACUGGUGCUGGGGGGAGCAGGACGGCGGCGAGGGCCACGCCGGCACCGUCGUCGAGGUGGGCCGCACCGGCUCCGGCACCUCCCCGGAGGGCACUGUCGUCGUCCAGUGGGACGCGGGCAUGCGCACCAACUACCGCACCGGCUACCAGGGCGCCUACGACCUGCGCGUCGUCGACAACGCGCCUGCAGGUGUGAGGCACCCGAACAUAAAGUGCGACGCGUGCUUCAAGCACGGCAUCCGUGGGAUGCGAUGGAAGUGCGUCCAGUGCUACGACUUUGACAUCUGCACACAGUGCUAUAUGGCCGACAAGCACGACACGGACCACGCCUUCGAGAGGUUCGAGACCAACAGGUCUGUCGGGGUGGACAUGCCUCCUCGCAAGGGAGGUGUGAAGCUUCAGCUGAAGGGUAUAUUCAUCGGAGCCAAAGUGGUCAGGGGGCCGAGCUGGGACUGGGGAAAUCAGGACGGAGGAGAAGGGAAGACCGGUAGAGUGAUCGACAUUCACGGCUGGGACAACGAAUCGGGACGGUCGGUGGCGAACGUGACGUGGACGUCGGGCUCGACCAACGUGUACCGUGUCGGGCACCGCGGCAAGGUGGACCUGAAGUGUGUGCAGGAGGCGUCGGGAGGCUCCUACUACAGGGAUCACUUGCCUGUGCUCGGAGCUGUGGUAGGCAUUUGCCGUGCGAGUCCAAACGGUGGUACUGUAGUGGCCCCGAGGCGACACCUGACAUUCAAUGUCGGCGAGCGUGUCAAGGUCACGUUGGAUGUUGCCUCCCUUAAGCAGCUGCAGGAAGGCCAUGGAGGAUGGAAUCCACGCAUGGCCAAUUACAUCGGUACAGUCGGGACCGUGCACCGGGUGACGGAGCGCGGGGACAUUCGCGUGCGCUACGAGGGCUGCAACAACCGCUGGACACUGCACCCUGCGGCGCUCACCAAGGUGAACACGUUCGCCGUGGGAGACACGGUGCGCGUGAAGGAUGACUUGGCACUGGUGCGCGAGUACCAGAAGGGCCACGGGGAAUGGAGUGAGGCGAUGCGACCGGCACUGGGGAAGCUGGGGCAGGUGACGCGCGUGUACGGAGACGGGGACCUGCGAGUCUGCGUCGACAGCGAGACGUGGACUCUGAACCCGCAGUCCGUCACGCUGGUGACUGCCGUCGACAGCGAGCUCAGCAACACGAUGGGAGGCCGGAGUGCCGACAGGCAGGACCACGCCAGCCCGCUGGCGGCGCUGCUGCAGGACCUGGUGGUGGAGCAGGCGGCUGGCAGCAUCGACCGGCUGGUGAGGGAGGCCGCCCAGGGCCACGCCGACACCGUCCGAGACUUCAUCACCAGCUUCCCCGACAAGGUGGACGGCAAGAGCGGCGGCAAAACUUGCCUGCAGGUCGCGUGUCACCAGGGCCACACGGAGCUGGUGACGAUGCUACUGGACGCGGGGGCGUCACUCGUGCUGCCGGACGACGAGGGUGACACCGCGCUCCACUACGCGGCAUUUGGGAAUCAGCCCGAGAUAAUGCAGCUGCUCCUGUCGAGAGGCGCGGACAUCGACGCUGUGAACAGAGGCCACUGCACCGCGCUGCACGUAGCGGUCAACAAGCAACACGUGCAGUGUGUGUCUGAGCUGCUGAAGAAGGGCUGCAACGUCAACAUCCAGGACCUGUACGGAGACACCGCCCUGCACGACGCCAUCUGCAAGGAGAGUGCCGAGAUCACCGACAUGCUGUGCGCGGUGCCGAACAUCGACUUCACGCUGCGCAACCGCCGAGGCUUCAACGUGCUCCAGCACGCUGCCCUCAAGGGGAACAACUUUGCCACCGAGAGGCUGCUGCAGCGUGCCCGCCAAAUGGUGGACGUCAAGAAGGACGACGGCUUCGCAGCACUGCACCUGGCCUGCCUCAACGGACACCGCGCCGUCGCGGAGACUCUGCUCUCGCUGGGCCGCGCCGACGUCGGGUUGCGCAACAAUCGCAGGCAGACGGCGCUCCUGCUCGCAGUGUCGCAGGGUCACUGCUCGGUGGUGGAGCUGGUGGUGUCGACGGGGGGCGACGUCAACGCGGAGGACGAGGACGGCGACACGGGGCUGCACCUGGCACUGAUGAAGCGCGCGUCCAUCUGCACGCAGAUCCACGAGCUGGAGGCGCCCGCCAUCUACGGGAUCUACACGCAGCUGAUGCAGGCGCAGCGGGUGGAGGAGGAGAGCCCGGUGGCGCUGGCCAUCGCGUGCUACCUGGUGCAGGAGGGCUGCAGCCUGACCAAGAGGAACCACCGCGGCAAGAGCCCGCUCGACCUGGUCGCCGGCAGCCCGCACCUCGCCGACCUGCUCCAGGCGUACAACCUGCAGGGGCAGCCGCCGCCGCCGCUGCCCGUCCCGGCCGCCACUGCUGCCACCGCCAGGUGUGUCACGCUCAGUAGCAGUAGCAGCAGCAGUAGUAGCAGCAGUAGCAGCAACAGCAGCAUGGGCGAACAAGUCGCACCCCCGCCUGUCGAGUGCGCCGUCUGCUCCGAGCUCGGAGACGAGAACGUGCGGUUCGAGCCGUGCGGGCACCGCGUCACCUGCGAGGAGUGCGCCUCGCGCGUCAAGAAGUGUCUCCGCUGUGGGCAGGUGGUCAACAAGAGGAUCACCAGCGACGGGCGCACCAUCGCCUGCAAGUCACGACACCCGAGUGCCGAGAGACUGCGCUACCUCGAGUCGAAGAUUGCCGAAAUCGAAGAGACGCACUGCUGCUCCAUAUGCAUGGAGCGGCGGCGCAACGUCGCCUUCCUGUGCGGCCACGGCGCCUGCGCCCCUUGCUCGGCCACGCUGCGCACCUGCCACAUGUGCCGCAAGACCAUAACGCGCAAGAUAAACCUGUACUAGGCUGCGCGCCUCGGGACCGUGACGCGGAAAACUGGUGCUCGGCCGAGACCACGACGUGCGGCGAAAACCUGUACCGGGCCACCUGCCACGUGUGUCGUGAGACGGUAGAGUGAGAGAGAAAACGGUGCCGGCGACGUGUCACAUCGGAGAUAAACCUUUACGGGCUACCCGUCACGUAUUCCACGAGACAGUUGCAUCCUGCCAGCUUCUACCAUCAAAGGCCUGCGGGUAGAGUCUACAGUGUUCCGGCAUUGCAAGCUGCUGCAGACGGACUUACCAUGUACCCAAUAGCUAUGUGUUGUGCUAAAGUGAGAAAGAAUAUUUACGUGCCAAAUACCACAUACUUUUACAGCAGAGAUACAGCUGUGCAUCGCCAUGUUAAAUGAAGUUCUCUCCAAUUGUUAAAGCUAUAAAGCAGCUGCUUUCUCCGGUGAAAAGUCUCUCACAUGCAGUUGUUUUAACUGUAAUGAUGUACUAAAAGUAGUUAUAAAUGUUACUGCAGAUUGGCAUCAAAUGUUUUUUUGAAACAUGGAAUUUGUUACCGACAAUACAAAAUGGAUGUUGUACUUGAAUAAGUAUUAUAUAUCUCUCAUUCCGAUUCGCCAUCAAGUAAUAAAAGAAAAUGUAUCAAAAAAUAA
Molecule: messenger RNA, 4058 nt
Organism: Schistocerca serialis cubense
Lineage: Eukaryota; Metazoa; Arthropoda; Insecta; Orthoptera; Acrididae
Gene: mib2
Product: E3 ubiquitin-protein ligase MIB2
Exons: 20
Coding region: 523-3420 (965 amino acids)
Biological process (GO): protein ubiquitination
Cellular component (GO): cytoplasm
Molecular function (GO): ubiquitin-protein transferase activity; protein binding; zinc ion binding
Source: RefSeq, a predicted model, not a curated record